CCAAAAGUUGUGAAUGGAGGAAUCGCAGGAAUCAUCGGAGUUUCGUGCGUGUUUCCCCUAGAUUUGGUCAAGACUCGACUACAAAAUCAACAAAUCGGCCCAAAUGGAGAGAAAAUGUACAGCUCUAUGUUUGAUUGCUUCAAGAAGACUUACCGAGCCGAAGGAUACUUUGGUAUGUAUCGAGGAGCAUCGGUCAAUAUUUUAUUGGUGACGCCCGAAAAGGCUAUAAAAUUAGCAGCGAACGACUUCUUCAGAUACCAUUUCAGAACUGGUGAUCCACGUUUACCAGUCACGAGACAAAUGGCUGCAGGUGCGAUGGCAGGUAUUUGCCAAAUAGUCAUUACAACUCCAAUGGAAUUGCUGAAAAUCCAGAUGCAAGAUGCUGGAAGAGUUGCGGCAGCUGCAAAGCUAGCCGGAAAGACUGUAGUAAGGAAGUCUGCCACUCAGCUGACUUUGGACAUGAUCAGAGAGAGGGGUUUCUUUUCGCUGUACAAGGGAUUGUCCCCCACGUUGUUGAGAGAUGUUCUCUUUUCGAUUAUUUAUUUCCCGCUGUUCGCCACUUUGAACGAGAUGGGACCGAGGAGGAGUGAUGGAAGUGGUGACGCUGUGUUUUGGUGGUCGUUUGUGUCUGGAUGCGGCGGUGGUUCUACUGCUGCUCUAACUGUUACCCCUGUGGAUGUUGUCAAGACUCGAGUGCAAGCUCUAACCAAGGCCGAAGGCGAACGAAAGUGUUCGGGGAUGUUUGAUUGUGCUAGCCAAAUUCUUAAGUACGAAGGGUUAGCUGCGUUUUUCAAAGGCGGCGCCUGCAGAAUGAUUGUUGUCGCUCCACUAUUUGGCAUCGCUCAGAGUGUAUACUACAUGGGAGUAGCAGAAAUGCUUCUAGGAUAUGAAUACAAACAUGUAAAAUAA
Molecule: messenger RNA, 909 nt
Organism: Nicrophorus vespilloides
Lineage: Eukaryota; Metazoa; Arthropoda; Insecta; Coleoptera; Silphidae
Product: mitochondrial glutamate carrier 1-like
Exons: 6
Coding region: 115-909 (264 amino acids)
Biological process (GO): aspartate transmembrane transport; L-glutamate transmembrane transport; malate-aspartate shuttle
Molecular function (GO): L-aspartate transmembrane transporter activity; L-glutamate transmembrane transporter activity
Source: RefSeq, a predicted model, not a curated record